Messenger RNA from Ixodes scapularis (black-legged tick), 997 nucleotides. RefSeq names its product putative zinc finger protein 66. The record is from RefSeq and is a predicted model, not a curated record. Bases 335 to 997 code for a protein of 220 amino acids. NCBI's taxonomy places the organism in Eukaryota, Metazoa, Arthropoda, Arachnida, Ixodida, Ixodidae. Gene Ontology annotation, biological process: regulation of transcription by RNA polymerase II. Gene Ontology annotation, molecular function: RNA polymerase II cis-regulatory region sequence-specific DNA binding; DNA-binding transcription activator activity, RNA polymerase II-specific. The transcript is spliced from 2 exons. Gene Ontology annotation, cellular component: nucleus.
ACACAAAAGGUUACCAACGAAAGAUCAUCCACGUUUCAAACAAAAGAUUCCACCAAUCGGUGUCGUCGAAAUGUCCUCACGGUUCUUAACACAAACACACUCACAAAAACGGGGUCAAGUAAUUCGCAGAUGGAAUUGAAGUCAAAGAUGACCUUGAAUAACCUAAGGUUAGAUGGAUAUGGAAGCCUGGCCGGACAAAGCACCAAAGGUGAAAACAAUGGGUCGAGAGUUCGGCUGUGGGUACAAGAACAGCCUGAGGUUCCCAUCCAGCUGUCCGUGUCUCUUCAACCUCCAGCCUGCAAGAGCUAGCACCGGUCCCUCCAAAUAGGCGAAAAUGAGUGCACGGAACCAUUCACCUCGACAUCGUUGCGACGUACCGCGAUGUGGCUACGCGACCGACCGGAGCAACAACCUGGCUCGGCAUAAGAAGAUUCACGAGCGUCUCAGGUCGGCCAUCGUGUGCUGCCAACACGCCUUCUGGACGCAGUUCGACGCGAGGAGCCACAGGAAGCAGGUACACUCCGAGGCGGACUACUACUGCCAGUUCUGCGAGCGUCCCUUCAGCCGACCGGGUGCCCUGACAAGACACCUGACCAUUCACACUGGUGAGAGGAAAUUUGUCUGCAGCGUGGCGGGCUGCCGGUACACCUCGAACUCCAAGAGCAACGCCAAGAGGCACGAGCGUGCCAUUCACGGGAUUACCAACGUGCGAGUGCAGAGCAUAGCCAAGGGACGCCCAGUACAGCAAGGAGGGCAAUGCGGUUUCGAUGAGGAACACAGCCCGGGAACUGUCGGAGCAGCUUUCAGCGGAUCGCCGCUUCGCCGUCGGCAUUCCACCGUUCCGAAGGAAGACUUGUCGAAGAACGGUGGACCGUCCGGCUGCAACUCCGGUAAUGAUCGCUUGUCACCAUUAGUAUCGGAGAGAGAUGCAAAAACUUUCGAGUGCGCCCAUACUUUGCUGUAUAUGUCCACGUUCGUUAGUAUCCAGAGAGCCUGA